Molecule: messenger RNA, 1104 nt
Organism: Zygosaccharomyces rouxii
Lineage: Eukaryota; Fungi; Ascomycota; Saccharomycetes; Saccharomycetales; Saccharomycetaceae
Product: FAD-dependent oxidoreductase
Exons: 1
Coding region: 1-1104 (367 amino acids)
Molecular function (GO): D-amino-acid oxidase activity; FAD binding
Source: RefSeq, a predicted model, not a curated record
AUGUCUAAAGUCGUUGUUCUUGGAGGUGGUGUGUCAGGUCUAACCAGCGCACUAUGUCUUUUAGCUCAAUUUAAGGAUACUAUUGAGGAAUUAACUGUUCUGGCAUCCGAAUAUCCAGGUGAUUACCAUGCACCAGAUUAUACAUCACCAUGGGCUGGUGCGAACUGGUGCAGUUUUGUUCGUGACGGCGAUAAGUUGCAAAUCCAACGUGAUAAACUUACUUAUGACGUUCUCUUACAGUUAGCAGAUAGGGAACAGAGCUGCGGUGUUAAAAAGUAUUGCCUGAAAACUUUCAUGUCAAGGAAUUCAGCAGUGCCAUGGUACAUUAAAGAUGGAUUCGUAAAAGGUUUGAAAGAACUGUCGAAUGAAGAAGUGAAGUCAAGAAAACUCGAUCCUUCUCAGGUAAGGGGAUUUGAAUUUACUACUGUUUCUAUCAACCCCACUAGAUACAACAACUAUUUGAUUUCACAAAUCGUAAAGGCUGGCGGGGCCGUGCGUAGAGUCAAAAGGUUGGAUACAAUUGAUCAAGUUGUCGAUGUAAUGGGGUAUGUUCCCAGCUUAGUGGUUAAUUGUACAGGUGUAAAUGCUGGGAAAUUGUUACGUGAAGUGGAUCCAAACGAACAAGAUAGAGUUUACCCAGUAAAGGGCCAUAUCUUACAGAUCUACGAGGACUUGCCUUACCAGGUGAUCAUUGAGGAUUUGCCAAAGGAGGAUAAUGCUUUGCCAAAUCAGUUUUUGAACGUUUUCCCACGUCCUGAAGGCGGAUGUAUUGUUGGCGGAUUGGCAGCUAAGGGCGAUUAUUCUAAAGACAUUGAUCCCGAGCUUUCAUCGAGUAUUUUACGUGUAAUGAAAAGGCAUAUCCCGGAGUUAUCAACGGCAACAGUUUACAAUUCUUACGUAGCUUUUAGACCUGGUAGAAAAGGUGGUGUCCGCAUUGAUUUCUCAGAGUAUCCGUUGGCAAAGCAUGUCAGUACUUUGAAAGUGGUACAUAACUACGGGAUUGGCGGUUCAGGAUAUCAAUCGUCUUACGGUAUUGCUAUGGAAGUCUGUGGAUAUGCUGAGAGGGCAUUCUUACAGAGACCUAAAUGUCCAUUUAAGCUAUAG